AUGACAGCCAACCCGGUGAGGCCGGCGCGGUACCGCGCCGGCAAGCCGACGGGCGCAGAGUCCUCCUCUUCCGAGUCCGAAGUGAGCGACGACGAGGCCGCCGCCCAGCAGACGAGACCCAAGCCCCGCAGGACCGCGCCCGCCCCCGCGCCCAGGCAGACGGCCGGCAAGAUCAUCAGCACCGGCGCCUCCCUGGGCAAGCUCGACCUGGGCCAGCGGCGGCAGCAGGCCGAGGAGGACGAGAGGGCGCGCCGGGCGCGCGUCGAGAUGGAGCGCCGGGCCGCGGAGGAAGGGUUCGUCACCGAGUCUGAGGGGGAGGAGGGCGAUGGGAGACAGAAGGCUGGUGCUGGUGGUGGUGCUGGUGGAUCUAGGGAAGAAGAGGAGGAGAGCGAGGGAGAGGAGAGCUCGGAAGUAGAGGAGAGCAGCAGCGAGGACGAGGCGCCGAGGCGGAUCAUGGCCAAGCCCAAGUUCAUCAGCCGGGCGCAGCGCGACGCCGGCGCCGGAGCUGCAGCCCAGCCACAGCGGUCGAGGGACGCGGAUGCCGAAGCCAGGCGGCGCGAGGCCGAGGAGGCCGAGGCCGAGGCGCGGCGCAAGGCGGCGGCGGACGAGCUGGUCGAGGAGCAGAUCCGCAAGGACCUCGCGGCGCGGGCGGCGGGCAGGAAGCAUUGGGAGGACGACGAGGACGCCGACGCGGCCGGCGACGACGUGGACACCGAGGACGACGUGGACCCGGAGGCCGAGUACGCGGCGUGGAAGCUGCGCGAGCUGCGGCGCAUCAAGCGCCACCGCGAGCGCAUCGAGGCCAAGGAGCGCGAGCUCGCCGAGGUCGAGCGCCGGCGCAACCUGACCGAGGAGGAGCGCCGGGCCGAGGACGAGGCCCACCUCGCCCGCCAGCGCGAGGAGAAGGACUCGCGGGGCAAGAUGGCCUACAUGCAAAAGUACUUCCACAAGGGCGCCUUCUACCAGGACCAGGCCGAGGCCGAGGGGCUGGCCGGGCGGGACAUCAUGGGCGCGCGGUUCCAGGACGACAUCCGGAACCGCGAGCUGCUGCCCCAGGCGCUGCAGCUGCGCGACAUGACCAAGCUGGGCAAGAGGGGCGCGAGCAAGUACAAGGACCUCAAGAGCGAGGACACGGGCCGGUGGGGCGAGUUCGGGGACACGAGGCCCGGCAGGGGCGGCGGCGGCUUCGACAGGUACGGGGACGACAGGUUCAAGCCGGACUUUGAGCGCGGCGGCGGCGGGAGCCGGAGCGGGCAGGGGGCGAAUGCCAUACCCCUGGGUGACAGGAAGCGGGAUGACGACUCGCGGAGAGAUAGGGACAGGGACAGGGACAGGGACAGCUACCGCCGGCGGGAUGACAGCCGCGACAGGCGGAGGUCGCGGUCCAGGUCGAGGUCGCGGUCUCCCAGGCAAGAUCGACAACGGGACGAAUACAGAGACCGCAGGAAGAGGUCUUCAUCACGCGAGCACGACCGCCAGGACGCCGACAAGAGGCGGAAGGUCGAAGCAUAG
Molecule: messenger RNA, 1512 nt
Organism: Thyridium curvatum
Lineage: Eukaryota; Fungi; Ascomycota; Sordariomycetes; Thyridiales; Thyridiaceae
Exons: 1
Coding region: 1-1512 (503 amino acids)
Biological process (GO): mRNA splicing, via spliceosome
Cellular component (GO): U2-type spliceosomal complex
Molecular function (GO): RNA binding
Source: RefSeq, a predicted model, not a curated record